UCACGACGUGUCGCGAUAUCGGCCCCGACAGAGCCCGAGAGAGGGAAAAUGGACCCGAGGGGAUGGAACCGGACGGAGUCAUCGAGAGCAACUGGCACGAGGUGGUGGAUUCGUUUGACGAGAUGAACCUGUCGGAGCCGCUGCUCAGGGGCAUCUACGCCUACGGCUUCGAGAAACCCUCGGCCAUCCAGCAGAGAGCCAUCCUGCCCUGCAUCAAAGGUUAUGACGUCAUCGCGCAGGCUCAGUCGGGCACGGGGAAAACGGCCACUUUCGCCAUCUCCAUCCUGCAGCAGGUCGAGCUCGACCUCAAGGCCACCCAGGCCCUCGUGCUGGCCCCCACCAGAGAGCUGGCGCAGCAGAUCCAGAAGGUGGUGAUGGCGCUGGGGGAUUACAUGGGGGCCUCGUGCCACGCCUGCAUCGGGGGCACCAACGUCCGGGCCGAGGUGCAGAAGCUGCAGUUGGAGGCUCCUCACGUCGUCGUCGGGACCCCCGGGAGGGUCUUCGACAUGUUGAACCGCAGAUACCUCUGUGAGUGACCCCAAAACGGCCCGUUUCACCCCAAAAUCGGCUCGGGGACCCCGAAA
Neopelma chrysocephalum (saffron-crested tyrant-manakin) is the source of this 584-nucleotide messenger RNA. Its product is annotated as eukaryotic initiation factor 4A-I-like. Gene Ontology annotation, molecular function: ATP binding; translation initiation factor activity; RNA helicase activity. The coding region runs from base 63 to 536 and encodes 157 amino acids. Gene Ontology annotation, cellular component: cytoplasmic stress granule. The record is from RefSeq and is a predicted model, not a curated record. Lineage: Eukaryota; Metazoa; Chordata; Aves; Passeriformes; Pipridae. Gene Ontology annotation, biological process: cytoplasmic translational initiation. The transcript has 4 exons.